Molecule: messenger RNA, 2438 nt
Organism: Schistocerca piceifrons (Central American locust)
Lineage: Eukaryota; Metazoa; Arthropoda; Insecta; Orthoptera; Acrididae
Exons: 3
Coding region: 1737-2231 (164 amino acids)
Source: RefSeq, a predicted model, not a curated record
UCAUGGAAUUUGGAACUUGUUUUUGCAAAAUUUUUGGGGUAUUGGUUGCUAUUUUUUCUUUUUUAAUUUUUCGUCCGAGGAAGUGGCAUUACAAGGUCCUGCGCGAAACAUAUCCGUUAGUGUAUUUGCCAAUUUAAACCAUUCCCUGAAUCGGCCCCUUGUUUUGUUCUUCUUUAAACACAGUGCCAGAGUAAACGUUAGAAAAGCUUUAGUUGCAUCUCUAGCCGUUCCUACUGGUGGCUAAAUACAGCAUACACGAAAAGUGUCUGCUUCAAAAGUAAGAUUAAAUCGACAAGCUUCCUUGGUACGUGUGAGGGCUUGUUUGAUACGUCCGUGGCUAGACAAGAGCAAAGUUGGCCUUUAGUAAUAGCCUUUUGAAAUUAGUAAGUUUCAAAAAGGUUCACUGUUCAUUCGGAGAAAGUUGAUGUAAUCAUCGGGUUCUGAGAGUAAUAUUUCCUUUAGCAUAUUUUCAAGGGUAAAUCUCUCAUUUCCUGUACCAUAGUCAUGUUUCUUCUGCUUCUUCUUUAAACACAGUGCCAAAGUCAAUGCCACGAAUGCUUGGCGUGCAUUUGUGACCGUACUCGCUACGCUCAAAAUGCACACGGAGACGAAUAUCUGAUACGUGGGGAGGCGCCGCCGCAAGUUGCUUUCUCCGUUCGAUUCACCCGUAUCGGUUGUUUCCCUCUGGCGUUGCUAAUCUUUGCCUCGUUGGCCGGUGGUGGUGCUGAUGGGCUUCGAAACGGCCGGUACGUGUCGCUGCUCAGAGAGCGAAACUUGUGUUUGCGUGGAGUUGGCUGGAUUUGACCGGUGUAUGUGGGUCAGAGUGCGGAAGCGGGCCUGUUAUUGCAAGUUCUUGAAUCGUGACGGGGCCAUAGUCUUCUACACAGGACGCUGAGCAAUGUGGUAUUCAUUUUGGCUAGUGGAGUUGAACUAUGUACCACCCAACUGUCUAUUGAAGAAGUAGACAUCCAAGCUUUCUAGUGUUGCAAUCGGGCCUAUGCGUGUUAUCACUAGAUUCUACCUUUUCUUGUGAGUGUCAAUACUGUAUUGGAACUGCGAUGUACUGGUGUAAUAAUAUUAUGCUUUGUAUUAUCGUUGCCCUUUUAAAACUAGUCUGUUUGUGCUGGGGCAGUUUUACAUAUUUUGAAAUUUGAACUCUACAGUUAAUUCUUUUAACCAUUUUUAAUUUGCCUUUGUCUUGAUGUGAUCUAUCUUUGAAGAAUUUUAUCUUGCUAUAUUUUGGGGCUGUUAACAUUGUUUCUUUUGGCUGUGGCUGUGUGUUUCUGCUUUUCCGUUGCAGCACUGCAGCGGGCACCUAGUCCGUGUCUAGAUCGAUGUCCGGAGUUCGACGCCUUGGCCGACCAGUACCAGAGGUUCUUUUGGCCGCGGGGAAAAUGGCAACCGAUACGGGGGCCACUGAGUUCUUCGGGUUGCAGUGAGUGGGGAUCUUGCAUUAAGUUUCCUCUGCAUGGGACGCCAAGGGGUCUUCGAGACAGGCUCGCCCACAGCGUGCAAAUACGACCGAACUUCCAGCCCGGCGCGGAGAAAACCUGUCGGGUGGCGCGCAAGGUCGAGGCCGAGCCGCUGAUGGCGCAGACUGUUCCAGAAGGUCUGUUUCCGCACGACCGACCGUGACGUCGCGGCUCGCAAUUGGACGGCGCGCCUCCGCGACCGGGCGGGCCCCUCUCCCGUGUAUAUAGAGGCGGGCGCAGCGCCGCGCGCGCGCCAGUGGCGGCAUGGCGUACUACCGACGCAACACGCUGCGCUGCGAGUUCGCGGGCGGCGCCGACCGGCCGACGGAGCGCGAGGUGCACCGCUGGGUGCGCACGCAGCUGCGCGUGCCCGACGCCGAGCUGAAGGCGCUGCAGCUGCACACCCAGCACGCCGUCGCCUUCCUCAAGCUGCGCUCGGACGCCGCCUUCCUGCAGCUGGCGGAGCGCCUCUGCGGCGGCGCCGCGCUGCAGCUGCAGUCGGGCAAGCUGACGCCCGUGCGCGUCUCCGUGGCCGACGACGACGGCGGCGUCGAGGUGCGCGUCUUCGACGUGCCGCUCGAGGUGCCGGACGCCGAGUUCCGGCGCGCGCUGGCGCCCUACGGCAAGGUGGUCCACACAUCCACAGGGGAAAUGCCAACUGCUUCAUGGUUUGAGGAAGAUACCAAACAACCAGUAACAGAUGUUGUAGGCAGCUCCUCUGGGAUGAAGUGCCAGCAAGGUGCCACAUGGUUUCAUUAAGUGUAUGUGGGUGCAAAAGGACGUAAAAUGUUUUCUUGUGAAAAAUGCAUGUGUUUUUGACACUGGAAUACUCUGACUGGGUGGAAUAGCCCCACAGUUUUUAUACACCAUAAUAUCUGCCUUUUUGAGAUGUGUGUUUAAUACUUUGUACAUGUAAAGGAAUUUCGACGUUUCACAUGCUGGAAUAAAAUCACAGUUAACAUACAA